This is a messenger RNA of Procambarus clarkii (red swamp crayfish), 3955 nucleotides long. It is a transcript of the gene Cog3, whose product is annotated as conserved oligomeric Golgi complex subunit 3. Gene Ontology annotation, biological process: intracellular protein transport; intra-Golgi vesicle-mediated transport; Golgi organization. The record is from RefSeq and is a predicted model, not a curated record. Lineage: Eukaryota; Metazoa; Arthropoda; Malacostraca; Decapoda; Cambaridae. Gene Ontology annotation, cellular component: membrane; cis-Golgi network; COG complex.
CAGCUCCUCACCAACGUCAACACGGUGCACGUGCUCCUCUCCACCACAACACAGCUACCACCGCCGCUCCCGCAUUCUCUACCAAUCACAACUCAACACCACUAAAAAACGAGAGCAUAACGUAGCUGUCAAAACAAAAAUGGAAGACGUGGCAGAUGUAAACAUUGCCCGGGUACGAGACAAUUUUGCAAAUUGGGAAGAUGACAGGACACCCCUGGCGCCGCUGACGCCGGAGGAGCGUGACUCCAUCAUCGAGUUGACGGCGGUGUCAGGGUGGAGGGCGCUGCCGGCGGAGGUGACGGAGGAGACCUUGGGUGAUGAGGUGGAUGGUGCCAGCGGCGGCCCCACACCCGACCAAGCACCAGAGUCUAACCUUCCUGGCAGUCUCUCUCGCUUGAAACUUGGAGAAGUACAUAUAGAAUCAAGUCAGCAGUUCUUGUCUUGGUUUGCUGAAGUGGAGAGAGACAUGUGUGAAGAGCAAGAUGGACCUUAUCGUGACUAUGUAAAUCAAUUGGAAGCCCAUCGAUUGGAAUGUCACACGCUACUUGCUCAGCUUGAUAAUGCCCUUGAUAACCUUCAGCAUCUUUCUUCACAGUAUACCAGUGUAUCAAAUAAGACUGGUGCUCUUCAUACUGAUUGUGAGCACUUGCUGGCAGAGCAGACACAACUCACCAACAAAGCAGACACAAUUGAAAGUAAACUUACUUAUUUUAAGGAGGUAGAUAGAAUCAGCCAGAAGCUCAAUUCUCCAGCUUUUCAAGUUACAAGUGAAGGAUUUAUCCCUUUGCUAGCCAAAAUUGAUGAGUGUAUUGGUUAUAUGAAUACAAAUCCAACAUUUCAAGAGUCUUCUCUGUAUUUAGCUAAAUAUAAACAUUGCUUGAGCAGGGCUCUUGGUAUGGUAAAGUCAUAUGUAACAAAGUCUUUAGAAAAUGCUACGCAGCAAGUAUUGUGUAAGCCUGGCACAGAAAAACCAACCACUGACAAUGCUGCUGUUCUUUACUAUGGAAAAUUUCGGACUAAUGCCCCUAGGAUUAAAUCCUUGAUGGCAGAAAUUGAAGACAGAGUUGAAACUAGCCCUGAGUACACAAAUCUUCUUAGUGACUGCCACCAGUGUUACUUUUCUCAGCGACAAAGACUCAUGGGGCCUUGUGUUGCCGAUGCAGUUUCUCAGUUAUCGCAGAAAUAUGAACGAGAUUAUUGCACAUUGGUGCGAAGUGGGUGUGCCUUUCUCAUCCACGUAUGUGAGGAUGAACAUGCACUCUUUCAUCAGUUUUUUACAGCUGGGACUCCAGAUUUGGAUACAUUUCUUCAGGGGCUCUGUACAGGGCUAUAUGAUGUCUUACGGCCUAUCAUCAUCCAUGUUGACCACUUGGAGACACUCUCAGAACUCUGCAACAUUCUCAGAAGAGGGAUGAUAGAGGAGCACUUGCAGAACAAUCCAACACAACUAGCUCCUCUCACUUCAGUCGUUAACCAGAUGCUAGAAGAUGCACAAGAGCGCUUGGUUUAUCGUGCUCACAUCUAUGUUAAUACAGAUAUUGCCAACUACCGUCCAUCACCAGGAGAUCUUGCAUAUCCUAAUAAGCUUCAAAUGAUGGAAAACAUUGCUGAGAGUAUAGCAAUUCAGAGGAAAAAUCAUUCUCGCAAUGCUUCUGUUUCUUCCAUGUCUUCCAUAAAAUCUGCUACCAGUGAAGAAGUUGCUAAUAUCACGAGGGCAGCAGAGGAAAGGUUUUCUCGUGUGGGCACAUCACCAGCAGAUUUACAUGGCAUGUGGUAUCCAACUGUCCGGCGCACUCUUAUGUGUUUAUUUAAGCUCUAUCGAUGUGUUGAUAGAAGUAUAUUUCAGGGAAUGUCACUGGAUGCACUAGCAGCAUGCAUGCAGAGCCUGAGUCUGGCCUCUGCAUCCAUCAGUAAACAUUCUUCUCCACUAGAUGCACAGCUUUUUGAGAUCAAACACCUCCUCAUUCUUCGGGAACAGAUGGCACCAUUUCAGGUUGAUGCAUGCUUACACGAGACAAGUCUAGACUGGAGUAAGGUUCGUAAUGCAGCACUUGGACUAGUGCAGAAGAGAGGUCGACUUUUUUCACUGUCCUCCAACAAUGCUCUUCUGGAGUUCAUAGUAGAAGGCACUCCACAGGUGACGGAGCAAAGGCUGGAUUCAAAGAGAGAUCUAGAUAAUCGACUGAAAAAAUUGUGCGAACUGCUAAUAUUUACAUGCACUGAAACCUUGUCUAGUCCACUGACCCUGUUUUUGACAAAGACUGAAGUCAUAUUGCAGAUGAACCAAGAAGAGAAUGUCAAACCUAUUAUAAUCAAGAAUCAACCAUUUGCUGUACCUGAGAAAGUAGCAGAUGUAAUAAGUAGCUGUCAAAAGAAUAUUCGCACUCACCUGCCCAACAUUCAACGCAGUAUGCAGCUUUAUUUGGCAAACCGUGAUACUGAAUUCAUCCUUUUCAAGCCUGUGCGUUCAAAUAUCCUUGCCUCCUUCUCUAAGGUGCAGAAUAUACUAGUAAACAAUUACAGUGAGGAGGACAGAAUAAUAAUAGCUUGUCCAUCUCAAGAAGAGGUCUCGGCACUUCUUUCAUCCCUCUUUAGGAGCUAAUGGUGCCAAAGUUUAUAUUUAUUUAUACUAAAUGGAAUUUAAUACAGAACUAACUGCUUUUUAAAGAGCUUGAGUAUCUAGAAUCUUGAUUAUGUAGAUCAUACAAAGUUCAUAUUUAUCACAUUUUUAACCCAUUUGAUAGCAUACAAAUCUGUACAUAUUAUAUAGUGUAAUAUUUGUUACACAAGAUGAUCAACAUUCUGGAAAAUAGCUUCUUAAUAAUCAGUUUUCAGUGGAAAUUUUAUUAGAAUUUUCUUUCAAAUCUAUGCAAACAUAAUUACAGUACCUUUUCAAACAAUAUGAUAUACCAUUGAAUAUAAAUUAGUAUCCAUCCUAAUUUAUUGCAGAAUUGUUUUAUGUACUUAGUUUUUUAUAUGUUUUAGGAUGAACUGUACUUUCAAACAUUUAUCCAUAAAGUGUGCUCUGUUAUCUACAUUCAAACUGUGUGACACAUACUGAUUCUUGCCAAAGCAUUUUGAGUGCUUCUAUAAACUAAAAUUGGUUUGAAGAUACAUUUGUUUAAUAAUUUGUAUGUUACACCAUGCAUGUGUUAAGAGGUGAUUUAUUUUUGUCUACAUUCCACUUCAUAUAUUGGAUUAAGUAAAACUUCUAGUCUAAUGCUCUUUAUAUGUAAUUCUUUGGAAGUUUGAUAAUGAUUAUUUUUGCACAUUUAAUAGUAUUCAUAAUCAUCAUAACAGAGAAUUUUCAAAGCAUUUAAUUAAUGAAGAUUCCUUUCCAAAAUGCUGAGUAUUUACCCAGAGUAAGCUUAAAAUAGAUUUGAAAUAGAUGAGCAUAGUGUGGUUCUUAAUGCUUCAUUACAAAUGUUUGGAUCAAAAUUUUUAUUUUGCACUUGCUCAAAAUUUUCUAUAAAAUUGUGAUCAGAUGCUUUGAGCAUAUUGACCUUAUUGGCUUGAGUGACUUGUGUUGACGAACCUUGCUUAUCGGCACACACAGAAAUCACAAUAGCGUGAUGCAUCAAAUGAACAAAUCCACAAGGGCAGUUGAUUAGUGCAGCAUCUGGGAUCCCCUCGGACGUAGGUUCGAACCCUCGUCACGGCCCGUGUGGAUUUGUUCUUUCUUAUCAGCAUUUUGAGCACAUGGCAAUAUGGUAGAUUAAUUUAAAACCAUGAGGAGCAGUCUUCUGUUUUAGCGUUCUCGAAACUCCAUUGUAUAUUCGUUCUUAAAUUUUUAUUUCAAUUGUUCUUUGUUACAGUAGUUGAUUCCAUAAUAUAUAUUUAUUUCCUUAAAGUAGAAUGGUUUUAUAUUAAUAAUUCUUUUGUUAUAUAUAUUGUUAAAAAAGUGCCUUGUUAAGCGUGGUCUCCUAGGGUCCCAUAAUAUGCAGUUAUACAAACA